UGUAACUGCAGAAAUAUGUUCAGAUUUAUCUGUCUGGCUCUCUCUUUGUCCUGCUUAGCAUCUGAAUUUUAUCAGUAAUACACUAGAAAAUGAGUGUAAAUAGUUUGUGGAUAAAUUCUAAUACAAACGGAUAUGCUAGGCGAAAUUAACACUAUUGCUUGCGGCUGCUUGCUGUCGUGGUUGCGCACCUGAUUGGUACUACACAGGUUCAGGACAAGGUUAAGCUUAUGCGUAUGCUUCCUUGCUUCCUGGUGCGCUAUGUUUGAAAUAAUGUGAAAUUCCUACAGCCUGCACUUUGAAAGAUCUGCAUCUUUAUUGUCUAUAAAACUGUUUAUAUUUCAGUCUAAAGAGUACAUGUGAACUGAAAAAAGAGUAGUUUAAUUCAUGUUAAUGCUGCACCUUAUGGUCUUGUACAUCAGUAUAGUAUAGCAUUAUGUAAUAAGCAUCCAUUUGAUUCAUGUAUUCGAUUGCCUUAUAUAAAAUACAGAAUGGAGGGGGAUUUGAUCCAUAUCAAAAUGCAUCAUGGGGGUACAUUUUCAAUGGAAGGACCACUUACUUAUGAUGGUGGCGAAGUGUCUAUUUUUCGAGACUGUGACAGUGAGCGUACAUCGUAUUUUCGUCUAGUUCACAUGGCUAAAGACGUAGGUUUCAAGGAUGGUGAUGAGUUAUAUUAUACAGUCCCUGGUUGUAGUCUUGACGAAGGAAUUGAUUUAAUUCAUGAUGACAAUUCUGUCAUUAAGAUGUUGAACUUUGCAAAGAAACACAACUUUGCAGACAUCUAUCUUAAACAUAAAGACCAUGAAAAUAUGUCUGCUGAUCCAAGAUCUGGUCUGCGCACUAAUGAGAAACUUCCAGCUGAGAAAACCAAGUCAAAGGAGGCUAAAUUGACAUCGAAAAAGAGAGACAAGAGAACAUGGACAGCGGAGGAGGAGAGGUUGCUUAUUGACAUUCUACAUAACAUGAAUGAUUCUUCUUGGAAAGUAGAUACUGGCCACAAGUCUGGAUAUCUGACCUACAUUGAGAAGGAAAUGGCUAAAGUGCUGCCACAUGCUGAUCUUAAAGCAGAUCCACAUAUCAAGUCUAAAGUUAAGAUUUUGAAGAAGCAACUUUCAUAUGUUCUGGAAAUUAUGCAAAAUGGUAGUGGGUUUGGAUGGGAUGAUGAGAAGAAGAUGGUAACUAGAGAUAGGGAGACGUAUAUGGGCUGGGCAAAGUCUCGUGAGGGAGUAGGUCCUUUGUACAUGAAGCCUAUGGUUAACUUUGACAAGCUAUGUGAGGUAUAUGCUACUGAUUUAGCUAAAGGAGGGAGUGCUAAAGGUCCGGGUGAAGAAGAAAUAGUAGAAGAUGGAUCAACAGUAGAUGCACAACCUACCAGCAAACCAGCCAAGGAGAAUCUUCCUGAAUUAAAUGAUACAAGCCCAUCCGGUGGUUCUAGGCAUGGUCGUAAGAGAACAUACCCUGAUGAUGAAGCACUUGAGUCAGGUCUUGCAAGUGUGUCGAAUACAAUUGCAAAGUUCUUGGAAGCUGACCAGGAGAAUGCUAAAACCAUGAAUGGUUUACAGAGGGCAUUUAUGCAUGAAUCGCAUGUUCAUGAGCAAACAUCAGCCAAUAGAACCAAGUUACUUGAUAUUCUCCAGAAUCUUAAGGGUCUCACAACCGAAGAGGUUGUAAUGGCUAUCCGUGUCAUUGGUGGUGAUGCUGGAAAGACAGAACUUUUCAUCAAUUUGCGUGAUGAUUACAAAGUGGUGUUUGUUCGUCAGGAGCUUGACGCGGCCAAAAAAUAAUUGAAUAUUCAGAUCUACAAUUCUGGAUUCUUAGUUUCAUUUUUUAGCUCAGGACUACUCGUUUUCUUUUAAACUCGUCAGUAAGAACAUUUGGUGCUUCCCAAUUUAUUUUACAUUGCCAUUUCCUAUAUAGUACACUAGUAGUACAUUUAUGGAAAUAUGCUGAAUGAUUGGUUCAUGCUAGUGCUGUAAGAAAAGGAUAUUUUCAUC
This is a messenger RNA of Triticum dicoccoides, 1991 nucleotides long. RefSeq lists its product as uncharacterized. The record is from RefSeq and is a predicted model, not a curated record. NCBI's taxonomy places the organism in Eukaryota, Viridiplantae, Streptophyta, Magnoliopsida, Poales, Poaceae. The transcript has 3 exons. Bases 489 to 1781 code for a protein of 430 amino acids.